This is a messenger RNA of Apis dorsata (giant honeybee), 2696 nucleotides long. RefSeq names its product GTP-binding protein Di-Ras2. Gene Ontology annotation, biological process: signal transduction. NCBI's taxonomy places the organism in Eukaryota, Metazoa, Arthropoda, Insecta, Hymenoptera, Apidae. Bases 761 to 1351 code for a protein of 196 amino acids. The transcript has 5 exons. Gene Ontology annotation, cellular component: plasma membrane. Gene Ontology annotation, molecular function: GDP binding; GTP binding; GTPase activity. The record is from RefSeq and is a predicted model, not a curated record.
AUAUCCCUUGUUAAAAUCUCUUUUGGAUGCAUGUAGAAUUUUAAGAAUUUUAAUGCAUCUGACAUUAGGCUUACCAUUCCUGUUCAAAAUGAAUCCAGCAUAUAUUUCAGCAAAAAGUCAAGGAAAAACUAUUCUAAAAUAUUCUGUAAAAACAAGAAAGAUUGAAAACGCAUAGUCAAUGAUGCACGUGCAUGUUCACAAAUACACGAAUAUGCUAUUGAUUUUCCGCGGUACUUUUGGCAUAGUGCGCACGUACCUAACGCACAUACACACAUUCAACUGGCGGAGUAGGGUGAGUCCCGGUGCGGAGGGCGUGCGUUUCGUUUUCCUUUGAGAUCGUGAAAGUUUACAGCAGCGAGCAGCCGAAGAUAGAGUGCUACGAAUAUGCUUAUUCUGUGGCCAUUGAAAAUCGAACGUAAUAUUUGUCAAUCGAUUAUUUGGUAAUCAACAAUCGUGAUUAAAGUAUUGGAUAUUGGAUAGUAAUUAUCCGAACAUUGACACGAGACGAACAUUCUCAAGCCAAUUGUUAUUAUCCUAAUUCUUGAAAGGAUUCACGUUGCUUCUUCCUUUGGAGUGGAAGAAGAUUCUUUAUAUUUUAACAAGAAUUACAUUUGAACGCGGAAUAAUAUAAUUUACCGGAGAUCUAAGUGACUUGAAGAAAAAAAAGCGCACGACAGUGUCGUCUGCUAUACAAGAUAAAUUUAUACUGAAGAGACCCCGGUUAACGGGGGUUAACAUCAUCGGGACGGCAGAUGUCAGAAUGCCAGAGCAGAGCAAUGAUUACCGCGUGGUGGUGUUUGGAGCGGGUGGUGUUGGCAAGAGCUCUCUCGUAUUGCGUUUCGUGAAAGGAACCUUUCGUGAAUCUUAUAUACCUACUAUCGAAGAUACAUAUAGACAGGUGAUAAGCUGCAAUAAAAAUAUAUGCACGCUUCAAAUUACCGACACAACGGGGUCUCAUCAGUUUCCCGCGAUGCAGCGGCUUUCUAUAAGUAAAGGUCAUGCCUUCAUCCUCGUAUAUUCGGUGUGCUCACGGCAAAGCCUCGAGGAAUUACGACCAAUCUGGGCCAUUAUUAGAGAACUUAAAGGGCAGGAUAUAUCACAGAUACCUAUAAUGUUGGUUGGAAACAAAUGUGAUGAGAGUCCAUCAGUGCGUGAAGUAUCGAUGAGCGAGGGUGCAGCAGAAGCCGCGAAUUGGGGUUGUGGUUUUUUGGAAACAUCUGCCAAGACGAAUCAUAACGUGAACGCCUUGUUCCGUGAUCUAUUGAUGCUCGAAAAAAAUAGAUCAGUAUCGUUACAGCCUGUACAAAGUAACAACGCGAUCAGUCUGAAGGAGAAAUGCUGCGUAAUGUAACGAGCCGAAAGUGGAACAAGAAGAAUAAGAAGUUGCAAUACAGACGCAUUUUCGACAGGCGACAAGAAGCUAAAAAAAUGACAAAAGUAACAAGUCGUCGUUGUUGUCAUUCUUUUGACCCGGCAUAACAUCGGCCACGGUAGUCUCGACACGACCAGUAAUUAAUAUAGGUUAGAUUUGUGUUAAUAAAAAAGGGAUGAUAGAUAUCCUAGAAGGCUACGUGUCGUACAGGGUAUAUCUAAAAUACUCUUUGUUCAUUAAGAAACUUAUUCUUGCGCUAAAAAAGUAAUUUUUUGAAACGUUUCGAAUUCAAUUCUUCAAAUGAUUGUAUAUUGUAAUGUUAUGUUCGUAAGAGACAAAUGCAAAUCGAUUGUUCAUACGAAAGUCGAUUCGAAAUAUUAAGAUUAUUUUUAGUCUCUUUCUAACGAAACGUUACUCCAUCGACAAUUUUUUUCAAUUUUGAUACAGAGUAAUGUACUUGGUCUCCUAGAUUUCACAAGACCAACGAUAAAUACGCGUUUUUUUACAUGGGAUUCGCGAUUCACAUAUAUACAAUAUACAUCUCAUCAUUCUUUCAUGCAGUGAUUUGUGAAUCGCGAUUCAUGUAUAAUACGCAUUCAAACGUAUGGAGAAUCAUCCGAUGCAAUAUUUAAUUUCGCAGCAUUAUUCAAUUUACUACGUAAUAAGCGAUUUUUAAUUAUUUUAACUAUACUUCGAAAAAAAAUCAGCAGCGGCAAAUCAAUCGAGGAUACGCGAAAUCUGAAUCUGAAUUUUACGAGAAUCAUCGUUUGAAUAUUUUCAUAAGUGUAUGAUGAAUAUCCGUCAUAUAUGAAUCAUGAUUCACGAAUCGUCAUAUAAAAAAAGGCGAUUAUUUUAUACUAGUAAGCUCGUUACAUUUUGGCUUUCAUCCGUUUGGCUAUGUCGAGUUUACUAUGCAAGAGGCGUGAUUAUUUGAACCGGCAAUAACCGAUCUUUAUAUUAAGAACCAACACCAAAAAACGAUUUUACAUGCCCAAUGAAACAAAAUGGAUUUUUCCUGAAAGAGUAACCGGUACAAAAUUGUAAUAAUGAAUAUAUAAGAGAUAUACUGAAUAUGAUUCAAAAAAUAAUAUGCUCUUUCACGAAAAUCUUCCAAGAUCGCUGUCUGAGACUACUGCGAUCAUUAAUUUUGGGACCGGUGUCGCACAAGUUUCUUCAGCUAGGAAUAUAGCAUAAGGGGGAACAUGCGAACAAGAAACAACAAAAUUAGGUAAAAGUUGUUACAAGAUUGGUUUUUGUUGAAUAGUUGUAAGGUUUUUGUAACGAUGCUAAUUAGGAUUUAUUACGUCACGUUGAUAUAAACAUA